Ciona intestinalis (vase tunicate) is the source of this 1032-nucleotide messenger RNA. NCBI's taxonomy places the organism in Eukaryota, Metazoa, Chordata, Ascidiacea, Phlebobranchia, Cionidae. The record is from RefSeq and is a predicted model, not a curated record.
GAUAAGCAAAGUUUUAUUCUAUAAACAGGAAUACUGAUUAGAUAUUUAACUUAUAAAACAUGGAUGUAUCAGCGCACACGCUUUCCCUUCAACAAACUUUAAAGGGAGUUGAAGCCAAAUUGUUAUUUCUCGGCAAUGGGCCACAUAAUGCCCAACAAGCUAACGAACAUCAAACUUUAACAGCUUUAAAACAACGUCUUAUGGAACAAAUACAAGCAUCAAUACAAACCACGGGCCAGCAGCAGCAACAGCAAACCUCUCAAAACACAGCAGUGUUGACGAACCCAAGCCCCCAAUCUUCGUCACCCCUAAUAACGCCACCCACCCUACCAAACCAAACUGUAGUCAAACCUGCAAUUUCCCAACUUCCACAAGUUGUCCUCAGCAAGCCAAGACCACCAGCCCCUCAGUUUAUCACCCAAGUACCACAGGAAAAAGAUAACAAGAUUCUUAACAGACAGAGGUUGCAAGAAUUGAUAAGAGAGAUUGAUCCGGCUGAACAACUGGAUGAAGACGUUGAAGAGAUGCUAAUGCAAAUAACGGAUGAUUUUAUUGAAAACGUUGUAUCCGCAUCAUGUGAGUUAGCAAAACACAGGAACUCAAAUACAUUAGAAGUUAAGGAUCUAAAGUUACACCUAGAUAAACAAUGGAAUAUUUCAAUACCUGGUUACGGUUCAGAAGAAAUUAAGCCAUUUAAGAAACCAACAACAGCGGAUGCUCAUAAACAACGUUUAGCGCUUAUUAGAAAAGCUAUCAAAAAAUGAAUGUCCUAAUUGUCAAUACUAUUGGUCAAGAUAAGCUAAAAGCAGUGCAAUUUGUGAAUUGCAAAUGUAUAUUUUCCAGAUUGGCAUAGACUGAAUCUUUGUCGAAAACAUUACAUUUUGCUGGAAUGCUAUUAGUUUACUUUUGCGUUGUUUAUAUUUUCUAAAUGGAAUGGUAUAAAAUACUGGCGUAAUCAAAAGUAUUUUGAACUAGUAAGCAGGUUUAAAUUAUGUGUUUAAUAUAUGAAUAAACUUUUCUAAUUAUCAUAAA